AUGAGCAGAUAUGCCGAUGGCGGAGGAGCACAUUUCCGCCUCGUAAGUUCACGGUCACCUAAAUCUCGACUGAGCAAGGAAAGAACCCGUGAACGUAAAAAACAGUUUGGAUGUAGUAACAACUCAACCGCUGCAAUUUGGAGACUCAAGAAUAAACUCCUUAAGGCCAGGAGUCGCCGCUCCAAAAUGGCCACUGUAGGGGAGCAGACACCUGUAGUUAGUAACCACACAAAGGACAAGGCUACCAAAGCUAAGGUUACACUUGAAAACUACUACUCCAACCUCCUCUCACAGAAUGAGGAGAGAGAAAACAGGUAUCGACUCCUUGAACAAUCCAUGGAAAAGGAGGGACUAUCUGAUGAACAGAAAAAUGAACGGCGACAACAACAUGCUACAAAAGAGACAGAGUUUUUGCGACUAAAACGAUCUCGUCUAGAUAUAGAUGACUUUUCUCCAAUUAAAGUAAUAGGACGAGGUGCCUUUGGUGAGGUGCGACUAGUACAGAAAAAGGAUACAGGACAUGUGUAUGCUAUGAAAAUUCUUCGAAAGCAGGAUAUGUUAGAUAAAGACCAGGUGGCCCAUGUACGAGCCGAGAGGGACGUUCUGGUUGAAGCAGAUCAUCAAUGGGUUGUGAAAAUGUAUUACUCUUUCCAAGAUGCACAAAACUUAUACCUCAUAAUGGAGUUUCUGCCUGGAGGAGAUAUGAUGACACUGCUGAUGAAGAAGGACACACUAACAGAGGAACAGACACAGUUCUAUGUGUCAGAAACCGUGUUGUCCAUCGAUUCCAUCCACAAACUGGGCUUCAUUCACCGGGACAUUAAACCAGACAAUUUACUAUUAGAUGCCAAGGGACAUAUCAAAUUAUCCGACUUUGGUCUAUGUACAGGCCGCAAAAAAUCCCAUAGAACAGAUUACUACAAAGACCUGUCCCAAGCCAAGGCAGGUGACUUCUGUGAUUACAACAAAAGUUCCAACCCUAUGGAUUCCAAGAGGAGGGCCGAGAGUUGGAAAAGAAAUCGACGAGCACUGGCGUAUUCCACGGUUGGCACCCCGGACUACAUCGCCCCAGAAGUAUUUCUCCAGACAGGUUAUACAAGCAGCUGUGAUUGGUGGUCGCUAGGAGUCAUUAUGUAUGAGAUGAUGAUAGGGUAUCCACCAUUUUGUUCCGAGAAUCCACAAGAGACGUACAAGAAAGUGAUGAAUUGGCGAGACACUUUAAUCUUCCCGCCUGAGAUGCCUAUAUCAAAUGAGGCUAGGGAUUUAAUUAAAAAGUUUUGCUGUGAUCCUGAACACAGACUAGGUGCUAACGGGAUAGAGGAAAUUAAGUCAGAUAUAUUCUUCAAAGGAGUAGACUGGGAACAUAUCAGAGAGCGGCCUGCCGCCAUUCCAGUGGAGGUAAAGAGUAUAGAUGAUACCUCAAACUUCGAUGAUUUUCCUGAAAUUGAUCUCAAGUGGCCAACAUACCCAGACCCACAAGGCCAGGAACCCCAGGACAAAGAUUCCAAGUACAAGGACUGGGUGUUUAUCAAUUACACAUACAAACGCUUCGAGGGACUCACACAACGGGGGAAUCCUUUCCCUAAAAGCUAGUUAGAGUGUCACAACAAAUACUGGUGAAUUAUGACACCCGGUUCACACCUACACACACACAUGUCUGGAAGUAUCAGAGACAAUUUUGUUGUACCGACACCGUCACCACUGCAUUGAAUUGUAAUCAGCUGUCAUAUGGAUAGUUUCAGUGAUGUCCAGUUAGAAAUGUUCACAGAAUAUGAUGACAGCAAAAUGUUGUUUUGAAAAGAAACCCAAAAAAUAGAAUUGUUAUUGAAAAAGGAACACAAAAGACAGUGUUUGUGGUAAUUGUAUUUGUUAAAGUAGAUUAGAACCUGGAGUAGCACUGUCAACAAUCGACAACAAAUGUACAGACGAAUUUGUAUGUCUGAAACCAAAACAUGAAUUUUAUCGAUCUGUCAUUGGCAAUAGCAAGUUUUUUGCACAUUUUCCUUACCUUGUUUUAUCCCUUUCAUUCUAUCGUCAUGGUGACAUGUUUUACGGAAAGUCCUAAUACUUAGGCUACAUUGACCAGGAUAGAAAUCGUGGGUAAUGUCGCAACAAUUUCAACUGAACGAAAGGGAUGGAAUAACAUUUCUUUUUCUAUCAGUAAUUAUUACAUAGGAUUUGUGGUAUCAACCAAAAGUCGAAUGUUGUAAUGUUUACAGUUAAGACAUCGACACAACAGUAAAUUUCAAAGUCUGUAGUUAGCUACUUGUUACCAGAAAUGAAAGGGAUUUGAAGUUGUAAAUUGUUGAAAAAUGAAAUGGAUGUGAAACUUUUGACAACACGAAAUUGUAAAAACAAAAACACAUAUUGCUUCUGCAAAUUAGAAAUGCUGUAUUGUUCUAUACAGGCUAGACUGAAAACAUGUAAGAAUAUUCUACAUUGUUGCCCAAAUCAAUUUUCACAAAAAAAUCAGAAUUUUCAGCAAGGAUCUCACUAAACUCUUAGAGAUAUACUGUUGUGUGGAUGUUAACUUGCCAAAGAGUUUGUUGUAGUGUUUCCCUUUUAAACUCAAGUUUCAUUUACCACAAACUGGAAGUGAGGCAAGGAUGAGAGUGAAUGGUCUCAGGGGAGAUAACUCUAAUGGAAUUCAGGAUUUCGGAGAGUUUUAAUAUAUUAUACUAUUUUGAUUGUAAACAUCCCCAUGUCUUUGAUGCAUCGUAUGCAAACAUUAUUCAUCUCAUAUGUGAUGACUGUGGCAAGAUAUUGUCACAGACUUGUGUUUCUUUUUGCGGCUGUUUCUUUACCUCAAUCAAAAUUUGUUUCUUCAGAUAAUUAUUUCUUAGAUUUGAUAUUUCUGAAUUUUCACUCCAAUUUGUUGUUGUUCUUACUUCAUAAAUUACAGUAAAAUGAGGAGAAAGGUGAUUAAAGAAAGUGAAUUUUUUAAAAAAAUAAUCUGAAAAAAAGGAAAUAAAUAAAUGAAAUGUUUUGAGAGUACGUGUUUAAAUUGCUAAAUUUAUCAUAAGAAUGAUUAAUUUAUUAAGAAAUUUUUUUGUUGAGGUAGAGAAUGCUGGAGAAGGAUGUCAUUUCCUGAUAAUGCUCUUAUACAAGAGACUUAUAUGUUAUUGUGAAUAUGCACAUUCCAUUUAAUCCUGAGAAUGUUUUUAUUGUUAUGAGGAUAAGGUACACGAUAGUAGGUAAACCACGUUUAUUUUUUGCCUUAUUUAAAAAUAAAACACUGCUGCGUUGGUUUCAAGACCCUUGUGUAGAAUCCUGUUGCACGUGCGAUGGUCAAUGAUCCCAAUAAUACACACGUUGAUUUAUGGCUGGUGGAGAGAGGAACGCGUUGGUAAAUUGUGCUGCUGUUAUAUUUGAUGUGUGUGUGAUUUUUUGGCAUUUCUUGUGUGACUGUUAAAGUAGAUUUAUCAAACUUGGGCAAAGUUUUCUGUUUGCUUGUAGAUUGUUUUUAGUUAUAAGAGAUUAUAAACGUUUGUAUCAAUAAAUAUUACCUUCCAAAGUUGAUCAGCAAUUGAAAUACAUAUUGUGCUGUGUUUAAUAUCACAGGAGUGUAAUAUACCUGCAGUCUGUUAAACAUGGGUGUCAUCCAUUCACAUUUAAUUUAUUUUGCAAUUAUUGUUAAUAUGGAACAAAAGGAAUAAUCUGUUACUGAAUGCUGUAUUUUCCAAAGAAUUUAAAAAUUUUAAUGUGCCAAUUUUCUUUUUCACUGUUCUUUUCUUCAAUGCUAUUUUAUGAAUGUCACACUUUGAUUCCGCAAUCAGUUGUAAAGCUUAAUGGUAUGAAUGUAGUUUGUGAAAAAGUAAAUUACAAUUUGGUGGGGUUUAAUAAACUUGCAUAAAGUCAUUGGGAAAAGCAACUAAUAAGACUAUGUUCUGUAACAUGUAUUUACAUGGAUGUUAAUUUCCAGUGACGAAUCAUUUGAAAAUUUAUCAAGAUGUGUAAAGAAGAAAUUAUUGUACUUGACACAAGUCAAUUCCCCUAAAAUUGAUUCUGGAAAUGGACGAUUAUUGAAAAGUUAUAAAACAAAAUGAAGCAGUAUAGAUAUAGAUGUUUGAGAAAGUUUGUUAACAGGGAAUUCAAAGUCUGUAGUAAACACCUUUUGUUUUAGAAGGCAUGACAAUUUCGUAAUGUGCAGAACGAGUGAUUGCUUCUGCAGAGAAGUUGUAUUGCUAAUUUUUGGCUAAGGAUUCUUUAAGCCUUUUAAAGUACUUCUACAGUUUAGUGUACAAAAUCUUAUUUAGAAGUGAGUUGUGUCUGUUUUUAUAUACUUAAUUUACAUUGGUUUCUAUCUUGGCUAAAGGUGUAAAAAUUUAAGUGGCUUCCUUGAUGAAGGGCAGACUUUAAGGAGAUAUUUACUUUCACAUGGGAAGAACUGAUAUUCAGUUUUCAUAGAAAGACAGAAAUUUGAUUAAGAAUGAGACAAAUAAAACGAGUAAUCUUGAUUAGAAUUCAGACCAAAAGCAAUCUGGUUUCAGUAUACUUAUAAACUCUAAAACAAUACUGACGUGAUUGAAACCUAACUGUGAUUAAACUUGAAAUGUCAGGGAGACAAGUAUGUAAGUUAGGAAUUUUAAAUGUUUUGGUAGUAAACACUGGUAAAGGAAGCACUUUAUUUUCCAAGUUUUUUUGUGCUUGUAUGUGUGAUAGUUGACAAACUAUUAUCAUUUUCCGUGUGAUAGACAUUGAGUAAUUUAAGGCGUUUUUAUUAUCAUCAUUGCACAUCUUAUUAUAUUAUCGUUAUUAUUAUUAACAAACGUUAUUAUUUAAAGCAUAUUAAUAAGAUGUAUUUACAAAUGCAGUCGAAUGCAUCAUGUAUGACACAAAUAUUUGUAAUGUUUCUCCCCUAGUGUCUGCCUCGAACCACAAAUUGUACUGUAAUCUUAAUCUAUGUAAACUUGACUCGUCUUUUCUGCCCAAACUCUAUAAACAAUUCAUUGGAUAUGAAUAAGGCUGUUGCUUCUGGUAUUACAAUACUAAUUAUUGGCAGCCUUGCUCAAGCCCCAAAUUUUAAUGUUGGAGGGUCAGUCAAUUCAGGUUGAAUCUUUCUCUAAAACUAAAAGUGAUACACUGGUGAUUCCUGCAAGUGUGGGGUGGAUUGUGGAUGUUAAGCAACUUUGCUCAGACUUCAGUUUUAUGUUGGUUUCCAGUAUAUUCUAUAGGCAGUACUUCCCUUGUGUAUGCUUGGAAUUCUGGGAAGAUUUGUAUAUGGUGCCAACUUGACAGUGACCAUUUUUUUGAUCCUGGGUUUUACUGUGUACUUCAUUGCUGAAAACUGGUAGAAAGUACAAAACUUUCUUUUCUUCUUUUUUCAGUUAAAGUGUUUUAUUGAUAAAUGGAUUUCCUUUAAAAGACUUUAAUUAAAACAUAGAGAAAAGCAUGUUUUAGAGAAGACUGAGACUGGCAUCUAACUACAAGAUUCGCUAUGUUGGAAGUUAGUAUGAUCUUAGAAGAUCACUGGUUAGUUAAAUCAAUCAGCUUGCUUGUAAUAAAUUUAUAUAGGAUGUGUAAUAGAUGGGGAUGAUAGUUGUUUGAUCUCAUACAGUUUUUGUUGCACUUUGCAUCUCCUCGUAGUCAGUGAUUAGUUGUCAUGGAUACCAAUUGUAUGCGACCUUCCUCUCAUAAUCAAAAUACUAGCUCGUGGGCACAGACUACUACAAGUCUGUCACACACAAUAUUGCAUAUAUUCUGCAAUAAUGCAUGCAUUUACAAGUCGGUGUGAUUCCACUUUUGUUGUUUUUCUUUGUUGGUUUUCUUUUUCUUUUUUUAAUUUAUUUGUCAGUUAUGGAAAAACAAUUAAAAUGUUUUUAAUUCAUUCAUUCAUCCAUUUAUUCAUUUAUUCAUCUGUUUGUUUUUCAAGUGCUUUUUUGUUUACCAUAGUUUUAGUGAUGCUUGUCUAAAGAUGUAUGAUUUUCUGUGAAUAUUGAACUGGAAAUGAUAAUUAUAUGUGUAUUUACAAAUUGCAAGAAAAAAUUCUCUCCUUUACCUAAUUUAUGGAUUAGAAUCACAAAUCUGUUUUAAGUGAAACUGGAUUAUCAAUACAUUAUGACCUUUGAAUGCAAAAAAAAAAAAAAAAAAAAUGAACUAAAAUAAGAAACUAGAAGCAGGAAUUGAGGAUGAUAAAAUUUUAUUCAAUCAAACAUUGAAGAUUAAAAUUAGCUUAAUUUCCUUCAAAAUCAUUUUAAAACUUUUUGAAUUUUAAUUUUCAUGUUUUCCAUACUGGCUACUAAUUCAUGUGAUGUAGCAAAGACAAGCUGUAGCGGUUUAUAUAUAUAUAAGGCAUUUGUGUACUUAAAUCAGAUUGUACACCUGUUUCCUUUUGAAUACCAGGUAUUCCAAAUAAAUUGUCAUUCCAAUAUGUCAACUUGUUACAAAUCAUCAUAUGGUGACCAAAUGAAGGGUCCUCCACUGUUGUAUAACCUGUACAAAACUCAACAUGUUGUUGAACCAUUUUAAUCUUAAACUUAUAACAUUUUGUAAACAUGGAUAUUUUACUUGAAAACAAAAUACACUGUAUACAUAUAGCCUUGUAAAUUAUCAAUGUGUAUAUUUACCUGAAGGUAAAUGAUAUGUUUUAAUUUCUGCAAAAAUGGGUGAAGCUUGAAAAGUUUUUUCCCCAUUUGCAAAUUAUGUAGUCUGAAGGCUGCUAACAUAGCAAUUAAUAUUUGCUUCAGGUCAAUAACUGGUUAAAUUUUGCAUCAAUUUUUGCUUCAGCUGUUAAAAUCUGUGAAUCGUAUUUUGAAGAACGCAGUUAUUUUCCUUUAUAAAAGCUUGUUGUUGAUACAAAUGAUUACCAAUAUUUCCUGGCUACUGAAGUAGGAAAUUAUCAAUGUUUACAAUAAGUCAAUAUCCCAAGCCAGACAUAGUUCAAACUCUGUAACUGUUCAUGAUACACUUUACCAGGAUUUUUUUUAGAAAAUGAUCAAGUCUGUUCAUUUAAGCCUCUGAUGAGUAUGGUUUUCAUAUUUUAGUGUUUUUAACACUUGUUUGAUCAUUUUGUGUUCAUUCGUUCGCCUUAUUUGCCAUCUGUGAGUCGCCCAUGCCUGACACCAAUACAUUACGUGGUUCAUUGAGCAGUUUCUUGGCUCUAAUUGCUUCACUGAUUCAGACCAUGUGUCCUUAUACUGUGAUAUGUAGAUAAUCGUAAUCUGUGUCCAAAUGGGUGAAUGUAACAAAAAUAAAAAUUAACUGAAUUUUA
Messenger RNA from Ylistrum balloti, 7210 nucleotides. Its product is annotated as serine/threonine-protein kinase tricornered-like. The transcript has 14 exons. The coding region runs from base 1 to 1593 and encodes 530 amino acids. NCBI's taxonomy places the organism in Eukaryota, Metazoa, Mollusca, Bivalvia, Pectinida, Pectinidae. The record is from RefSeq and is a predicted model, not a curated record. Gene Ontology annotation, molecular function: protein serine/threonine kinase activity; ATP binding. Gene Ontology annotation, biological process: peptidyl-serine phosphorylation; intracellular signal transduction.